AGCAGGGCUCGCACCAGCCGCAGGCAUUGGACGGGGGGCCAGCGACCGGCGCAGUCAUCCCCACAUCACCGGGCUCGCCGCACCAGGUGACGCGGCGGGAUGAGGCUGGACCGAGGCGAGACCCUGCUGCUCGGUGCUGUUCUGCUAUGCUGCGCCGUCGCCAGCCCGACCAAACCCGUGCAGAAGCGCGAAAUCCAUCCAAACUUGCUGUUCCAAGCGCAAGACAAAAGGCCAUUCUGCAAUGCCUUCACAGGAUGUGGCCGCAAGAGGUCAGACCUAUCGACAAUGGAAGACGUCGGGAACGCGGACAUGACGGGUGCGAGGCCGGCCGCCGCUGCGGAAGCACGCCUCUGGCAAGAUAUGCUCUCCGGAAUAGAGGAUAUGCGCCAGAGACAAAUGGCACCGCUGUAUUUCCGCGGCCGCAGGAGCCUGCCUCUAGAACACCGUGACAGUGCGACACUCGAGGUGCAAGGAAAGACCAAGAAGCGUUAGAUUUCCCGAAGCCGCCAUGAUGACGCUGCCCAAAUGACAGAGAUCGUACUGCGCGGGACCGUAGCAUCAGAGGCUGGACUCUCGGCGCAACAAAACAGCAUGAAGUGGCCCUUCAUUCAUGCUCAGACGAUAGAUCUGUUGCAGUUUUGGGUGCUUUUGACGUGUACGUGACACAGCUCGCUGGCAAACGUGAGUCCGGUGUUGCAAUUCAAUUCAGAGCACAUUGCUAUCACUCUGCAUAAACGACGGACGAGUAUUUUUCCAUUUUGUCUCUUCCACUUGAAGUGGCCGGAGCAAAUCCCCUCAUUGAUGUCCAUCUAAUGCCUGUUUAACGUGAAUUCACAUAAAUAUAUGUGUAAAUGUG
Messenger RNA from Pollicipes pollicipes, 856 nucleotides. RefSeq names its product Crustacean cardioactive peptide (gene CCAP). The transcript is spliced from 6 exons. NCBI's taxonomy places the organism in Eukaryota, Metazoa, Arthropoda, Thecostraca, Pollicipedomorpha, Pollicipedidae. Bases 100 to 492 code for a protein of 130 amino acids. The record is from RefSeq and is a predicted model, not a curated record.